UAAAUCAAGAGUUAGCUUCCUCUGGGUGCAGCUCCCGCCAAGUAAGGCAAAUGGAUAUCGCACGUGGUUAACUCCUGAGUGCUUCGUGCCUGUAGAUCGUUUGUAAAGAACUGUAUGCAUGCUGUUUAAAUGUCUCAGUCGAAGUACUUUACACGCCAAAAACUAAGAGAAUGCACUUUCACUACAAAAUCUGUCAAAAAAAGGCAAGGCGAACAUGUGGAAAGUGGCAGUGCAAAUCUGAAGACUCAUGUUGCUCCCAAGAGAAAGAAACAAAUGGUUGACAAUAAUCACAGCAGCUAUGAACAAAUCUUAAAAGUUAAGACUCACGGAAAGAGUACAGUCCAAGAGUCUUCUACGACCAAAACUAAAGAGCCGUCAAUAUGGAAAGAGCAGCUAGCAAAUAUUAAAGAGAUGCGCCGACACAGGGACGCUCCCGUUGAUUCAAUGGGGUGCGACGUUAUUAGUGACAAGCAAGCUUCGCCUGAGACAUAUAGGUAUCAAGUAUUACUUUCAUUGAUGCUAUCAAGUCAGACCAAGGAUGAAGUGACAUCUGCGGCAUUGAAGCGUCUUCAAGUCCAUGGUUGCACUAUGGAAAACAUUCUGAAGACUUCUGAUAAUGCCCUUGGCGAGAUUAUCUGUCCAGUUGGGUUUUGGAGGAAAAAAGUUCAGUACAUAAAGAAGACUACAGCCAUCUUGCAGAAGGAAUACAAUGGUGACAUUCCAGAUACUGUGACAAAGCUCUGUGCACUACCUGGAAUUGGACCUAAGAUGGCACAUCUGAUUAUGAAAUGUGCAUGGAAUGAAAUCACAGGAAUCGGUGUUGAUACACAUGUGCAUCGCAUAUCAAACCGUUUAGGGUGGGUGCAAACUAAGCACCCUGAAGAAACUAGGAAGGCACUUGAAGAUUGGUUGCCAAGAGAAUGUUGGCAAGACAUCAAUCAUCUGCUGGUUGGUUUUGGACAACAGAUCUGUCAGCCAGUAACCCCUAAGUGCAAAGGAUGUCUCAACAAAUUGACCUGCCCAUUUGCUCAGUCGUUGCCUUCAGACAAAGUAAAUUGAAAAAGUGUUGGUGACUCUUGAUGUAUUUUCUAUUAUUUAUUUUUAAGCCAAAAUCUGUUAGCUUUUUUUGUUGUUGUUUCAGCAUUAUAUAUAUAUUUUUAACUCUUAUGAAUAUUUCAGUGUGGGGUGUUUUCUGCUAAUAAUUAAAGUUAGCACCCUACAUUCUUUGUUUGUCAUAUAAAACAUGCUUAGGGUUUUCUGAAACUCAGUUGAAGGUUGCCUGUUUUGAACCACAGGAUUGCCUACUUGGAUUUUUUAAUGCCAGACUGUUGGGUCAAAGGGUCUUACUAUUAUUCUUCAGGUUUGUUCCUCUCCACAGUUAAGGGAGAGGGUGGUAUCACAGGAUCUGGCACGUAAUACUGUGUCAAACACCACAUCUAACACAACAGACUUGAAUGCCCACCCCCUUUCAAGACUUUGCACUGUUCUAAGGCUAUUUUAGGUUGGGGUGGGUUAGGGUUAGAAAGCGAGAUGCAUGUGCAGUGUUGACUAUGCUGGUAGUCAUGGCAACCGCCUGUUCAUCUAAAACUCUCAUCUGCUAAUGUGCUGCCAUAUUUGUUUCAUUUGCUGCUCUUUUUCCCAUUUAAAAAAAAAAUUAUAGGCCCAUAACAAGCACAAAAAUCGUGCUAUCAAGAAUGUAGAAUGAAAAUGUUUACUUCAUUUAACAUUUUUUCUUUAAAACAGCAGUAACAAUAACAGAAAGUAAAAAGGGGAACAAACUAAUUGUUUCUAUCAUCCUGUAAUGAACGUAAUGUGGGUCCUGUGCGCAAUGGCUAUCUCGUUCAUUCAUUCUGCUGGCAUGCGCCCACACACUUAAUUACAACACAUUCCUUAAAUAUAGAAACUUUAGUAUGAAUCAACAGAAUAUACUUAAACAAAAAGUGCAUACAUAUAUACGUAAAGGAAUAGUUAUAAGUAUCAUUCAGAUCUUAUCUUAAAGCUUAGCUUUCCGGCUCUUCUUCUCCUCACUGGUCAUCAAGGUGAUAGUUCCAAGGUUUACAAGUUCACCAGCCAAAGUUCACACUUUCACUAAUAAAUUCCACUGGUCAUACGUCCAUCAGUUACAGUUCACGAUUCACCAAUAAAUUCCUUACAUCCAGAUACAAUAAUAUUUCAAGUCCCUCGGACCUUUUUUUACGUCUUACACCAGACGGACCUCCAUUCGCUACCACGCCACCGGGAAAAGUGAAGUUUCUUUCUCUGUGUAUGCCUUGGUUCGUUUCUGAUGGGUUUUUCCUUUCUGUAGAGCAUGACCUAAAGGAUGAGGAAGAGAAUAGGUUAGUUGAAGAUUCUGUUUCAUCGAUCUCCAUCUGUCGGUAACUUGGCUCGUUAAAAGAAAAUCUAGAAUCUGCGAUAUCAACUUUCCGGUAGCAAAAGUCACUCCAGUCACCGUGUGAACGAAAAACAAACCUUUAUUUAAUAUGUAACCGGACUGACCGGCACCCUAUCGCUAACACCCUAGCGCCAAAUCAGCCCGUUCCUCUUUUGUCGGUCCAUGGAAGAGGACGGGAGUUCCCUAGGAGAAUUUUCCUGUCUACAAAAAUUCUGGCUCUCGUUAGUCGGGUGCGUCGCCUAGUUCUUACGUGCCUCGCGUUGUGUUCUUUCUCUUCUAUACCUAUUUCCAUGCGCACCCGAGCUACAGCCGACCUAGGAGCCCACAAAAGACCCUGCUUUACCUACUGACUACACGUAAAGUGUCUUUUCAGUCGGUGUGUCAGUUUCGCCGGACCUUCUCGUGUGUUCUCUUCUGCUGCUGUGUCACGACUACAUACACAGGGACAGUACACAGACUAUCACUCGCUGACACUACACGCUCACACAAGUGCUAAAGUUUAAGACAUAGAUUUAUUUACAGAAUAUAUACAUCUACCAACAAAACAACUACCAAACUUAACCCUAAUCCUAACCCUACCUAGCCAAACCUACCGCCUAACUCUGUGGGGUGGGACGCUGAGUGAUGCGAGCCGCUAUUUCCAGCGGACCACAGCGCCUUGCGGCACCGAGGUACUUCUCGCUAGCUCAGGGGUGGGAAAAGAAGCUGAGUGUCGCGAGCCGCUAUUUCCAGCGGACCACAGCACCUUGCGGCACCGAGGUACUUCUCGUUAACUCAACUUCCUGGGGUGGGGACGAGAGAAAAGAGACUGAGGUCGCGAGCCGCUAUUUCCAGCGGACCAGAGCGCCUUGCGGUACUAAGGUACUUCUCGCUAACUCAGUCUCAAGGUUCUCGGGGUGUCUCUCUCUCUGUCUGACUGUGUGUGCGCGGCCUUACGCCCGCUUUUUGUUCAGGGCAGCUUGGGUUCUACGUCACCCGCAGUUGCUGCCCUGCCUCGCGCUGCGCGCCGCUCGCGCGACCACGCGUGUGGUGGAAGGGGAUGAGGGGUGGAGAUACUAGGCCUAAACAGCGCCCCGCUACACUCCCCUGUCCUCAGACCUAAUGUACUCGCUACCAAGUACAUUAGUCCAAAACAGAUCUAAUCUAAACAUUUCAAAACAUUUCUUAAAGU
Molecule: messenger RNA, 3563 nt
Organism: Pomacea canaliculata
Lineage: Eukaryota; Metazoa; Mollusca; Gastropoda; Architaenioglossa; Ampullariidae
Product: endonuclease III-like protein 1
Exons: 4
Coding region: 130-1059 (309 amino acids)
Biological process (GO): base-excision repair; nucleotide-excision repair; base-excision repair, AP site formation
Cellular component (GO): nucleus
Molecular function (GO): DNA-(apurinic or apyrimidinic site) endonuclease activity; oxidized pyrimidine nucleobase lesion DNA N-glycosylase activity; DNA binding
Source: RefSeq, a predicted model, not a curated record